Molecule: messenger RNA, 1443 nt
Organism: Ipomoea nil (Japanese morning glory)
Lineage: Eukaryota; Viridiplantae; Streptophyta; Magnoliopsida; Solanales; Convolvulaceae
Product: FHA domain-containing protein FHA2
Exons: 3
Coding region: 234-1268 (344 amino acids)
Biological process (GO): regulation of ribosomal protein gene transcription by RNA polymerase II
Cellular component (GO): nucleus
Molecular function (GO): sequence-specific DNA binding; protein binding
Source: RefSeq, a predicted model, not a curated record
AAGAAGGGGUUGAUCACUUGACCCGUCGGACCUCUCAAAUUCAAGCUUCACCUGUAAGUCUGUAACCGGAUUCUUCAAUUUCAAGCACUCAAGGUCCCAAAUUCGCAAUGUUUCCGAUCAUAAUUCUCUAAUCGCCUUGAGAGAUCGCAUAUAUGAUAUAUAUGCGCGUAUAUAUAUAGACGCCUACUGUUAUUUCUCUCUCUAAAAGUGCGCGCAGAGACAUUCCAUUCCAGAUGGGGAGCAGCGGCGGCGGCAGCGAUGUGGAAGCGGGGUUCGCGAAGCUUCAGGGCGAGGAUUUUGAGUACUACAUGCAGACAUACUCCAUAAUCCUUGGCCGUACCUCGAAGAAGUCGACGGUGGAUGUUGACCUCUCCUCCCUCGGCGGCGGGAUGAACAUCUCCCGCCACCACGCCCGUAUCUUCUACGACUUCCAGCGCCGUCGAUUCGCCCUCGAGGUUCUCGGUAAGAACGGCUGCUUCGUCGAGGGGGUACUUCACCUCCCUGGUAACCCUCCCGUCAAGCUCGACUCUCAGGACCUCCUCCAGAUUGGGGACAAGGAGUUCUACUUUCUCCUCCCGAUUCGGAGCAUCCUCGGUGGCCCUAUCGGGCCCAGACACCACGUAAAUGUUAAUUAUCCGGCGGCGGCAGCGGCAGCGGCGGCGGCUUCAGGGAUGGUGUCGCAUCACCAUCACCAGCACUUGCCUCCCCCUUCGGUAAAUGCCUACGGCGGUGCGGUUGGAAAGAAGGGAUUGCUGAGAGGGAAGGAGUAUUAUGAAGAUGACUAUGAGGAUGAUGGGGGAGAAGAGGGCUCCGAAGCUAAAAAACUGAGGAGGGGUGAUGGCUUUGAUGGUAGCGGCUAUGGCUAUGGAUCAAGCGGCUCUGGAGGGAAGGUUGCAAUAGAUAAGAAGGUAGAUGGAAGAUCACGCAUUGACAGAGAUGCUGACAAUCAACAGCUCCUGCAACUAGAAGAGAAGGAUGUCGUGUCUUCUGUAGCGAAUGUGCUUUCUGAUCUCUGUGGUCCAGGAGAAUGGAUGGCAAUGGAAAAGCUUCAUGCUGAGUUGGUGGAACACUUUGGCAAUAGGUGGCAUCACAGCCGCGUGAGGAGAUAUCUCACCUCUGAAGACUAUCCUACCCCUGAAGCCAACACGAAACCAUGGUAUGGAUUGCUGAUGCUGUUGAGGAAAUACCCGGAGCAUUUUGUCAUCAACACAAGGUCCAAGGGACGCGUGGCGUUGGAAUUUGUUUCCCUUGUCUCACUGCUUUCUUGAAAGAUUGUAAAAUUUUAGUGUUGUCCAACUAUGAUUUAAGACUACUUUGCUAGAAAUGGUCAUGCUGUUCAGAAUUACAGUAAAAUGUGAAUGGCCUAUUAUUGUUUCUGUUAACUUGUAUCCAAGAAAUAGUUUUGCUGGCAUUUCAACUUUUUGGGUCUUGCUUUCUUGUCAA